AUGACUUCUUCAAACCCCCUUGUUCUCCAUGGCCGACAUUUUGGUCGAACUGUGUUUGCCCUGUGCAACUAUCCCGCUCUUCUUGCUGCCGGUAUACUACAACUGGAAGAAUUACAGGGUUCUCCCAUCGAAGAUUAUCUAGCAGAUGUUCAACGGGAACAUAGGGUUUUCACGAAUCUCAUCGAUUCAUAUCCUGGUCUUUUGGAUCGUCUGGUGAAGGGUGAGGAGGAGGAUAUCCUUCACAUGGGAGAAUUGCUGGGUAAAGGAGCUGCUGGUGCGCAAGGCAACAAUACCAAGACCCUUAAGUCUGCCGUUCUCGAAUGGCUUGUGCCCAGGGGACAGGCGGUCAUACCACCUCUCUCCCGGAAUAUCAAGUCUGACCCCAGAUUUAACCACGAGGUCACUGGUGCAUUGCUUUGCCCCGCAGGGCUUGACUGGUCAAACACAGAAACCAAGCAGAGCCUGAAGAGCAGUGAAACCGCGGUUUAUGGUGACCAGUGGCCCAUGUUUUUAUAUGCUGGUUUCAAACAUGUCUUUACAUCUCCAAGCUCAGUCGAUAGGGAGCCAAAGGCUAUGCAAUCUGGCAACGCUUACCUGCAUGGCAUGAAAUGUGUGACUCAAGGAUCACUAGCUUACGUUGCAAUGCAGAUUCGGUUUUCAUUAAGUUUGUCAUCUGUGUUUUUGCGUACAGACACAGUCAUGGACUCCAAAAACUUCUACCAUAGCAUUCUCAACUUGUUGGAGGAUCCCGAGGAAAGUGAGGAAGUGACUGACCUGAUGAUGUGGUGGAUGCGUCGGGUUUUUCCAAAUUCUUCUUCGUUGCAGCGCACUAUCAGCAAAAAUAGUGCACUGUCAAAGAUUCAGGAAAAAUGUGCUGCCUUGCAGGAACAAGCUACGGCGGAUGCCAAUUAA
Suillus plorans is the source of this 912-nucleotide messenger RNA. RefSeq lists its product as uncharacterized. The transcript is spliced from 7 exons. The record is from RefSeq and is a predicted model, not a curated record. Bases 1 to 912 code for a protein of 303 amino acids. Lineage: Eukaryota; Fungi; Basidiomycota; Agaricomycetes; Boletales; Suillaceae.